This is a messenger RNA of Euleptes europaea (tarantolino), 267 nucleotides long. It is a transcript of the gene LEAP2, whose product is annotated as liver enriched antimicrobial peptide 2. Lineage: Eukaryota; Metazoa; Chordata; Lepidosauria; Squamata; Sphaerodactylidae. Gene Ontology annotation, biological process: antimicrobial humoral immune response mediated by antimicrobial peptide; defense response to bacterium. The transcript is spliced from 3 exons. The coding region runs from base 34 to 267 and encodes 77 amino acids. The record is from RefSeq and is a predicted model, not a curated record.
UAAACACACUGACCGGUGGAAAGCUAUCCAAAGAUGAAGCAGUACUUGAAAAUUGCAGCAGUCAUCUUAGCUUGUUCUGUCCUGCUGACUCAGACUCACUGUGCUGCGUUGCAUCCACAAAGCUCUCAGCUAACCAGGCUUAAGAGAAUGACACCUUUCUGGAGAGGCGUCACAAGGCCAGUUGGAGCCCCAUGCAGGGAUGACAGUGAAUGCUUCAGCAGACUAUGCAGGAGUAAACGCUGUUCUGUAACAAUAUCAGAAGAAUGA